AUGAGCGGCCUUAUUGGUUGGUCUGGGCUUUUCUUGGCAGGCACCAAGUCAGAGGAAACUCCGAUGAAAUACAUUCAGGACGCUGUGGACUUAUGCGACAGGACGCUCAAGUCCGAGAAUCUAACAAUAUCCGACAAGCUGGAACUUGUGUGUGUGUUUUUCAUCCUUUGCGCUGCAGAAAUCUGUGUCGGUGACGUUAAAAACUGGUACGAUAUCUUUGGCAGGCUGCACAAGUUUAUUUCGGAUGAGUGCAACGGCAAUCUAAAGUCCCUUUUGGGACUACUGGGUGACACAGAGGGGGCAAAAUGGUUGCUGUCUAACUUUCUGUACCAUGAUGUCCUCAGCAGUUCCAGCCACGAAAAAGGCACUCUUUUUCCAAUUGAUCAAUAUUGCGAGGCAUUGGACAUAAUUCCUGGCACCACACAAUUGUUGGACUCGGGCACCGUUUGUGACCCCCUGCAAGGAUGUGUUCGGCCAAUGUAUGUCUUGCUUGGCGAGAUAAUCAAUACGAAGAACAAAUUGGACAAAAUGCAGGAGGAUCUGAACGUCAUCGUGGACCGUGAUACGUAUAAACAGAGAAAAUUUGAGUUUUUGACGACGCUAGAGUCGGACUUCGAGGAACUGGAAACUAGGAUCAAGAACACGAAUCCACAUACUCCCUCGUUGUUGCUUUUAAAGGAUGACAAAGAGCUCGAAGACCAUCUUACGUUAUUCGAGAUCUACAAAUUAAGUCUCAGGAUCUACCUCCGCUACAUGGUGCGGAAGACCCCUCCAGCAGUACCAGAAAUCCAGCUGAUGCUUCAAGAGCUUACGCUCUGUAUGGAUGUGAUCAUGGACACCAAUGUUCAGUCGGGCCUAUGUUUUGCGCUAAUGGUGGCUGGGAUUUCGUGCGUCGAUCCAGUGGAUCGUGAGCAAAUGGAAGCCAGAUUACGGUCAUUCUGUUCCAAAUUCCCCGUUAAGAAUUUCGAGCUCGUUUUGAUUCUGAUCCGCAAGGCAUGGGAACUCAACAAGGACGGAGCACAUUGUGUCAACUGGUUUGACAUUUCUGAAAGCAUGGGAUGGUACUUAUCAUUAGCCUAA
Molecule: messenger RNA, 1080 nt
Organism: Ogataea angusta
Lineage: Eukaryota; Fungi; Ascomycota; Pichiomycetes; Pichiales; Pichiaceae
Exons: 1
Coding region: 1-1080 (359 amino acids)
Biological process (GO): positive regulation of transcription by RNA polymerase II
Cellular component (GO): nucleus
Molecular function (GO): DNA-binding transcription factor activity; transcription cis-regulatory region binding
Source: RefSeq, a predicted model, not a curated record